Lizanozyma spartinae is the source of this 6414-nucleotide messenger RNA. It is a transcript of the gene BRR2, whose product is annotated as ATP-dependent RNA helicase. The record is from RefSeq and is a predicted model, not a curated record. Gene Ontology annotation, molecular function: ATP binding; ATP hydrolysis activity; nucleic acid binding. Lineage: Eukaryota; Fungi; Ascomycota; Pichiomycetes; Serinales; Debaryomycetaceae. Gene Ontology annotation, cellular component: nucleus. The transcript has a single exon. Bases 1 to 6414 code for a protein of 2137 amino acids.
AUGGAAGGUGAACCCAGCUCCAACCCCACGUCAAUGGUAGGAAGAAUCUCUGCUAAAGAAAUGGGAGGGAGCCUAAGCGACAAGAAUAAUACGAGUCAUAUUCAUGAGUUAGAGAGAAGGAGAAAGGAGGCCGAAGAGAAGAGCGCCAAUCAGAAGAGAGCUAAGCUAGUCCUAGGUGCUACGUUAGAAAGUACUGCGUAUCGACCCAAGUCCGAAGUGACACAAGAAUUAUGGGAUACGAUUGUUUAUGUUAUGAGUGGGUUCUUAGGGGACCAGAGCCAUCUGGUUGUGAUAUCGGCUGCUGAUUCGUUGGUAGAGAUUCUCAAGAAUGAAGAGUGGACCAACACGAAGAAAAGAUCGGAGAUAGACCUGUUGAUCGGACUUAAGAUCGAUGACAUUGCGUUUAAUAAGUUUGUCAGUUUAGUAAACAAAAUUACAGACUAUGAGGUUAAAGAAGAGAGUGGCGAUAGUGAGAACGACGGUAUUGAUGGUGACGAAGCGCAGAUCAUUUUCGAAGGGGAAGAUGAUGAAAAUGACCGUGAAGGGAUUGAUGAAUACGAACUUGAGAUUCAAGAAGCAGACAACGAUGAACCUGAAACUGAACAAAGGAAUGAUGCUAAUGAUUAUCUUUCUGUUCAGAAAACAAUUGUAUUAAAAGAAGAGGAGAAGGCUAAUGAUGAUGAUAACGAUGUUUCUAACAAUACUUUUAUACCGUUAUCUGAAAUAGAUAGCUUUUACCUCCAACGAGAGAUCAAGAGAUUGUUUCCUGAAGAAAGUAAUGAACAAAUUGAAUAUUUAACUAAGGGGACUCUUGAUUUGCUAAAGAAUAAAGCUCUAGAUACCAGGAACUUGGAGAAUGAGUUAAUGGACUUUUACAAUUAUGAUAACUUUGAUUUCAUUAAGACAUGUCUUGAUAACAGAUGGAGAUUGAUAUAUCAAGUUAGACUACAAGAGUGUCAAGAUAAUGACAGUGAACUAGACCAAAUAUAUAAGGAAUUGGGUGAAUUGAAGGAAUAUGAUUUGGUGGACGAAUUAAAGGGUAAGAGCAAACAUAGAGCAACUCAACCAAAGAGAAAACUACCGGAAGCCGAAGCCGAAGCCGAAGCCAAAGCCGAAGCCGAUGUCCAAGGACAAGCCGGGGCCGAAGCGGAAGCUGAAGGCUCUUUUAAGAAAAGGAAAACUCACCAUACUAGAGAACCACGUAUUGUGGACUUAAACAAUUUGGUAUUCGAUCAAGGGUCUCAUCUUAUGACUCAAAGCAAGUUGAAAUUACCUCCAGGUUCAUUUCAAAAGAAUAAGAAACUAUACGAUAUAAUAUCCAUUCCUCCACCUACUCCUCCACCUCAGUCCGAAGAUGAAGAACUAGUAAAGAUCUCAAUGCUCCCUCAAUGGGCCCAAUGUGUGUUUCCGGCCAACGAAACCCUGUCAUUGAACAGAAUCCAAUCGAAAGUGUAUCCUUCUGCAUUCCAAACAGAUGAGAAUAUGUUGCUAUGUGCUCCCACUGGUGCUGGUAAAACCAAUGUUGCGAUGCUUACUAUGCUUCGAGCCAUGGAUAACUUUCGAACAGAGAAGGAUAAUAAGUUCAAUAUUCACAAGUUUAAAAUAGUUUACAUUGCACCCUUGAAAGCUCUUGUUCAAGAACAGAUGCGUGAAUUCCAACGUCGUUUGACGACCAAUUUUGGUCUUGUGGUCAAUGAAUUAACUGGUGAUGCUUCCUUAUCCAAAAAGCAAAUCAAUGAGACCCAAAUUUUGGUUACCACCCCUGAAAAAUGGGAUGUUAUCACCAGAAAGGAGAAUGCCUUUGUUGGAUUAGUGAAGUUGAUUAUCAUUGAUGAAAUUCAUUUACUUCAUGACGAAAGAGGGCCCGUAUUAGAGAGUAUUGUUAGCCGGACAUUAAGACAACAAGAUAGCAGUGGGAAUUCAGUGAGGUUGAUUGGGCUAUCAGCAACCCUACCUAACUAUAAGGAUGUUGCGCAAUUCUUGCGAGUAGACUUGGAUAAAGGACUAUUUUAUUUCGAUGCUUCAUAUAGACCAUGUCCUUUAGCUCAAGAGUUUAUUGGUAUUAAAGAGAAGAAGGCCAUCAAGAAGUUAUCAGCCAUGAAUGAAGCAUGCUACGAGAAAAUGGUAUCUUCUCUUGACAAUUCACAUCAGAUAAUUAUUUUUGUUCACUCCAGAAAGGAAACGUUCAAGACAGCCAAAUUAUUGAGUGAGAAAUUAAAGGAGAAUAAUAAGGACAGGAAACACUUAAGUGAUGGGGUCAAAGAGAUCUUGAAACAAGAGGCUGAUCAAAUGGAGCACCAGAACAUAAAGGAAGUGUUAAUAGAUGGGUUUGGAAUCCAUCAUGCUGGUUUAAAUAAGAAUGAAAGAUCUAUUGUGGAAGAUUUAUUUGCACAAGGCCACAUACGAGUUUUAGUAUCCACUGCAACAUUGGCAUGGGGUGUGAAUUUACCAGCCCAUACUGUUAUCAUCAAAGGAACCGAUACUUAUUCACCUGAGAAAGGUGAAUGGGUUCAGUUAUCACCACAGGACAUUUUGCAAAUGCUAGGAAGAGCAGGUAGACCCAGAUAUGAUACUCAUGGUGAAGGUAUUAUCAUCACAUCUCAUGAAGAAUUACAAUAUUACAUGGCAAUCUUGAAUCAACAGUUGCCCAUUGAAUCUCAGAUGAUCAGCAGACUUGCUGAUACUUUAAACGCUGAAAUUGUGUUGGGAACGGUCAAGAACAGAAACGAUGCCAUUGAAUGGUUGGGAUCAACUUAUUUAUACAUCCGGAUGUUGCAUAGUCCUUUGGUUUAUUUCGUUGGCAGGGAAGAAAGCGAUGAUUUGCUACUUUUGAAAAGACUAGACUUGGUUCAUUCAGCGUUGACCAUAUUGAAUGAUAAUAAAUUGGUGGAAUACGAUCCGACUACCGGGGAAAUCAAGUACACCGAAUUAGGAAGGAUUGCUUCACAUUUUUAUAUCAAUUAUGAGUCCAUGAAUAUAUUCAAUUCUAAGUUGAACAUUUGGUCUACGGAAAUUGAUAUACUCAAGAUCUUUUCGAUGUCAGGAGAGUUCAAGUUCAUUCCUGUUAGACAAGAAGAACGACUUGAAAUAGCUAAGCUCAAGGAGCGAUGUCCAAUCCCCAUUCGAGAGAAUGCCAGUGAUCCAUUGGCCAAAAUGAAUGUUCUUCUUCAAACAUAUAUAUCCAAGCUUCGUUUGGAAGGGUUUGCAUUGACAGCAGAUAUGAUUUACAUAUCUCAAUCAGCAGGACGACUCUUACGAGCCAUUCAUGAGAUAGCCUUGAAGAAAAACUGGGCUUCGGUGGUAAGAUGCACCUUGACUCUCUGUAAGAUGGUUGAAAGAAGAAUGUGGUUGACUGACUCUCCAUUCAAGCAAUUUAAUAAUGCUAACUCUGCACUUAUUAGGGCCACACAAAGAUCACAUUUACCUUUUGUGAGUUACUUUGACUUGACGGCAGAAGAAUUAGCUGAAGCCAUUUCCUUGAAGGGGAACAGUAUGCUCAUAACUGAAGCAUUACAACAGUUUCCCAAGUUAUCUUUGAGUUACUUGCUACAACCUUUAACGCCGUCCAUGCUCAAAGUUCAAGUGGAAGUUGUUUCUGAUUUUGUGUGGAAUGCCAAACUUCAUGGCAACCAACAACGAUUCCUUGUUAUAGUGGAAGAUUGUACUGGAGAGACCGUCAUUCAUUCAGAAAAAUAUAUUGCUAUGAGGAAAUUUGGUAAUAAAGAGACCAUAAUUGAAUUCUCCUUGCCCAUAAGAGACCCCAUUGAUCCAGUUUAUUAUGUCACUUUCUUGAAUGAAAGCUGGCUUCAUUCCGAAUGGAGAAUUCCUCUUAGUUUGAACAAUUUACAUGUACCCAAGAAACCUUCGUCAUACACUGAUUUAUUGGACGUUUCCAAUAUUCCUGUUUCAUCUUUGCAAGUUGAAGACUUUGUUAAGACGUUCAACUUUUCCAGCUUCAAUAAGUUCCAGUCUCAAGCGUUUAGAUCUUUGUACAAAUGCGAUGAGAAUGUGUUUAUUGGCAUGGCUAAAGGUAAUGGGAAAACCGUUUGUGCUGAACUUGCUAUAUUGAGACAUUGGAAGGCCAAUAGGGGAAGAAUUGUCUACAUUAAUCCUUGUCAACAGAAGGUUGAUUCUUUGACCAAAGAAUGGUCUAAAAAGUAUAGUCAUCUUCCAGGGAAGACUAUCAACAAGUUGAGUGGCGGUGGCGAUGUAGCAAUAGAUUUGGGGUUGAUUAAUUCUAGUCAUUUAAUUCUUGCUACACCUGAGCAAUUUGACACCAUUUCCCGUCGUUGGAGACAUAGAAAGAGUAUUCAAAAAAUAGAGCUACUCAUAGUUGAUGAUGUUCAUGGAGUUGGCAAUGGGAUGAUGUCGUUUGCUUACGAAUCUCUCAUCACCAGAAUGAGAUUUAUGUCCACACAAGUGAAGAACUUGAAGUUGCGUAUCAUUGGGUUAUCCAGUCCUUUGGUUUACGGAAGAGACUUUGGCGAAUGGUUGGGAUGUCUGAAGAAGUUCGUAUUCAACUUCAACCCUUUAAAAAGGUUUAGAACCAUCAAGGAGAUCCAAUUGUACAAUUCAGAGGAUCUAUCAUUGAAUACUUCUUUGAUGGUUACGGCAUUUGAUUUCAUCAAGAAAUUUCUGGAGAACUACAACGGUUCAACAAACAUCAUCUAUGUGCCAACUCGGAAGAACUGUCUUGAAGUGUGUUCUCAGGUGGUAGAGAGUGCCAUUGAUUGCAGUUGGAACUUAUUAACUGUAGCACCAGAAGACUUGGCUCCUUAUUUAGAGAAGGUCAUUGAUGCCACGGUUAAACAGUCCUUAUCUGAGGGGGUAGGGAUAUACUAUGAGGGCAUGGAGACCACAGAUAAACUUAUAGUGGAGAAGUUAUUCACCAAUGGGGUGAUUUCUGUGGUUAUUGCUACCAAGGAGACUUCAUACUAUUGUCCCUUGGCUACUAAUGUUGUGAUCUUGACCGCCAAAGAGUACGAUGAAAAGGAGAACAGAUGGGUUAAUUAUUCCAUUAACGAUAUGUUUGAGAUGAUAGGCACUUGUGGAAGUGAUAAACAGAACCCCAAGCUGUGUCUUGAUUCCAGGGUACUUAUUGUUGCUGAGACAGGCCAAUCAGAGUUCUAUAGCGAGUUCUUGAAGCAAGGUUUACCUGUGGAAAGCUUUGCCACUGAAUACAUUCAUGAUGUCUUUAUGAAUGAAAUAAGCUCUGGUAUCUUCACCUCCAAGCAAGAUUGCAUUGAUUGGCUAACAUAUACCUACUUCUAUCGGAGACUAUUGGUCAACCCCAGUUUCUAUGAGUUGAAGGACACUUCUCAUAUGGGGAUAUCUGAAUAUUUGUCUGAGUUAGUGGAGGACACACUCGAAGGCUUGAAGAAACACAACUUGAUAGAAGUUGAAGACGAAGACGAGGACGAGGAAUCCAUUGAACCAAUGACGGGAUCAAUUAUUGCGUCGUACCAUAAUGUUUCUUACGGUACGAUGAUUGAACUCUUCAAGUUAAAUAACACCACUAAAUGGAGAACCGUUCUCGAGAUCCUCUCUAACUGUCUGGAACUAGCAUUUAUCCCCGUCCGUAUGGGAGAGCCUCUGGUGUUGGAAAAACUAAAUGGGUCUAUACCAUUCAAAGCAAAUCCUCAGCAAACAGACUUUAGUCUUGUAUCUACCAAGAUAUUCAUUUUGUUACAGUGUCACUUUCUUCGGACAACUACUCUCAAUCACCACUUGCCGGUCGACAUGCAGUUGGACUUGAACCAAAUCUUACGCCGAGUACUAGCUUUGGUAAAUGCUGGUGUUGAUCUUAUGGCCAGUGAAGGUUAUCUUGGGGCCAUGAGACUAAUGGACAUCUCACAGAUGAUAGUGCAGGGCGUGUGGAUCAAAGAUUCACCUCUCAAACAGAUCCCCCACUUCAACCAGGACAUCUUACGGCGAUGUGAGAAGCUGAAUGUCGAGACGGUGUACGAUAUAAUGGCAUUGGAGGAUGAAGAGAGAGACGAGAUCUUAACAUUGGACGACGAUAAACUAAAUGAUGUGGCCGAUUUCGUUAAUAAAUACCCAAACAUUGAGAUUAGCUAUCAAAUGUCUAAAGACACUAUUCGUGCUAAUGAACCCAAGAAGAUUACGGUGAAUAUCGAAAGAGAUGAAGAUAUGGAAGAUUUGACGGUGGUUACUCAAAGGUUCCCCCACUCCAAGUCUGAAAGCUGGUGGCUUGUGGUUGGUGAUCAAAAGACAAAGCAAUUGUAUGGAAUCAAGAAGAUAGCCAUUGCAAAGGAAACACAACUGAUUAAUAUGGAGUUUACACUUCCCAAUGCAGGAACCCAUAAACUUAGUCUUUGGUGUGUUUGUGACUCUUAUGUUGAUUCCGAUAAGGAAGUUACUUUUGAGGUUGAAGUUGAGAGUGCUGAUGAUUAG